AGGUUAGUAGGAGGGGGUAAGUUGAGUUCGGGACUGCAGACGUUCCGCUCCUCCGCUGGUAUUCCAGGAAUGUGUUGAUCAUGGCGGCCGCAGUGAAGCCCGUGAAGAGCGGACUGCUGGAGCUCCGCGUUACCGUGCACCACUGGAUCCGUGUGCUCGCCUCUCUCAGCGAGGACUCGUUCACCGUGAGCCCCGGAGACACCGCCGAUGAGUCCGCGAACAGCUGCUCGCCCGCGCCCGGAGGGGCUGUUAACGGGGAUCCGGCGAACCUCAGCGCCUCCCCGGUACCGGACACCAUCACGAACGUCAAACGAACCGUCCGAGUCACCAAACAAGAAGUUGGAGGACUCGGAAUAAGUAUUAAAGGUGGUAAGGAGAAUAAGAUGCCCAUCCUGAUCUCAAAGAUCUUCAAAGGACUGGCGGCGGACCAGACGGAGGCUCUUUACGUGGGCGAUGCGAUUCUGUCCGUCAACAGCUACGACCUCAGAGAGGCCACUCAUGAUGAGGCUGUUCAGGCCCUGAAGAAAACCGGCAAAGAGGUCAUUCUGGAAGUGAAGUAUAUAAAGGAGAUGUCGGUGUUUUUUAAGGCCGGAUCGACGAUGGGACCCCCAGUGCUUGAUUCCCCUCCAGCCACCCCGCAGAAACAGACGGACCCCGCGCUUAAAGAGACCCGGACCAUCCCGCUCCGAAUGUGCCACGUGACACGCAAACAGUGUCCGCCUGACACAGAGGACAGGUAUUUUGAGGUGGUGUCAUCAGACAGGAAGAAGGCUGUGUUUCUGCGGGCUAAAGAUCACGCCAUGGCUCAGGCCUGGUACAACGCCAUCCAGACCGGAAGUGCAGCGUUACUGAGCAGUGCUAAAGCCGAGCUGAAAGCCCUGCAGCCCAGUCUGGACGUCACACACAUCGGCUGGAUCAUCGAGCAGGGCUCAGAGCGGCCGAUCCUGGCGGUGCUGACAGACAGAGAUCUGCUGCUGUACGCAUAUCUGCCUGACAGCAAAGAGACGCUCAACAGCCCAGACAAGAGCUAUCCUUUAAUUACCACCAGGCUGGUUCACUCUGGACCGGGGAAGAGUUCAUCAGUCCACGACUCUGAGCUGACGUUUGGCCUGCGUUUGGGCACUAAACAGGGUGUGGAGACGCAUCUGUUCAGAGUGGACACGGCUAAAGACCUGUCCACCUGGACGCACCUGCUGGUGGAGGGCUGCCACAGCGCCGCCGAGCUCAUGCAGGAGGUCACCACAGCGUGCAGCUGGAACGGGAAGUCAUGCAUGUUGAGCGUUCACAUAGACAAAGGCUUCUCGUUGUUCACGGAGGAGGCCGGCGUCAGGAGGAAUGUCCUUCUCCAGCAGCCCUUCGAGCGUCUGCGCAUGUCCUCAGACGACGGCAUCCGCAUGAUGUUCCUCGACUUCGGAGGCCCAGAAGCCGAGAUUCAAUUGGACCUUCACUCCUGCCCUAAAACCAUCGUCUUCAUCAUUCACUCUUUCCUGUCGGCCAAGGUCAAGCGACUAGGGCUGUUGGCAUGACGACGGCGCUCGGAAACCCCGCCUCCACAGGACAAACGCCAUGACGACGGAUGCGACCGGUGGACCACUGGACAUCAAGCCAAAUCUUCCAUCUCAGACUGUGACGAGUCAGUGUUCAGACGCGGACGGCCUGAACCCACCGCCAAUCAGUGAUGAUUUCACGCUGUUUUCCUCGUAGCACUGACCUUUUAUUUGUUAUCAUUUUAUUGGUUUGUAUCUCAGCUAAACUUUAUGGAUGUUUAAAACAUAAUCACAUAAUCAUACGCUAUCAGAGCAGCAACAGAAGCAAAACAAAAUAUUAAACUCUGUUCCAGAACCUACGUAGGCAGCUGUCUACUAAGGGAGCGUCUAGUCUGAACUGAUUUGAGACACUCAUGUCUGCUAAGAUAAUGCUGCAAUAAGCGUAAAAAUAUGCAUGAAAUAGUCCAUUGCAA
This is a messenger RNA of Sinocyclocheilus anshuiensis, 1960 nucleotides long. RefSeq names its product syntrophin, alpha 1 (gene snta1). Gene Ontology annotation, molecular function: protein binding; structural molecule activity. The transcript is spliced from 8 exons. Gene Ontology annotation, cellular component: neuromuscular junction; sarcolemma; intracellular anatomical structure. The record is from RefSeq and is a predicted model, not a curated record. The coding region runs from base 81 to 1526 and encodes 481 amino acids. Lineage: Eukaryota; Metazoa; Chordata; Actinopteri; Cypriniformes; Cyprinidae.